Messenger RNA from Thalassophryne amazonica, 1948 nucleotides. RefSeq names its product ubiquitin-conjugating enzyme E2G 2 (UBC7 homolog, yeast) (gene ube2g2). The transcript is spliced from 6 exons. Gene Ontology annotation, cellular component: cytosol; endoplasmic reticulum. Bases 92 to 589 code for a protein of 165 amino acids. The record is from RefSeq and is a predicted model, not a curated record. NCBI's taxonomy places the organism in Eukaryota, Metazoa, Chordata, Actinopteri, Batrachoidiformes, Batrachoididae.
CAUUCAGUUAGCGAUCGCGUGUUGUUGAAAAUAAGAAGAAGUUAAUUUGUUUUUUUGUUUAUUGCCUGUUUUGCUUCAGUGGUAAUAAUCGAUGGCUGGGACUGCGCUGAAGAGACUCAUGGCUGAGUACAAACAGCUGACCCUGAAUCCACCAGAGGGCAUCGUUGCAGGUCCUGCUAACGAGGAGAACUUCUUUGAGUGGGAGGCGCUGAUCAUGGGGCCUCAGGACACCUGUUUUGAAGGCGGAGUAUUCCCAGCCGUCCUCAGCUUCCCAUCGGAUUAUCCUCUCAGUCCUCCAAAAAUGAGGUUCACCUGCGAGAUGUUUCACCCCAACAUCUAUCCAGAUGGGCGGGUCUGUAUCUCCAUCCUGCACGCUCCUGGCGAUGAUCCAAUGGGUUACGAAAGCAGUGCAGAGAGAUGGAGUCCAGUCCAGAGUGUGGAGAAGAUUCUGCUAUCUGUGGUUAGCAUGCUAGCAGAGCCAAAUGAUGAAAGUGGUGCUAACGUGGAUGCUUCCAAAAUGUGGCGUGAGGACAGAGAGCAGUUCUACAAACUGGCGCAGAAGAUCGUGCGUAAAUCUCUGGGCCUGUAGGCGUCCUCGCCGUCCCACCACACCAGCGCCGUCUGUGCUGCUUUUUAACUUCUCACGCUCCCAAACUGGUCAAAGGAGCCAUGAUGUUGGACUUGUGUUAAAUGAGGAGAUGCAGAAGCUGUGGGACCAGUGAUGCUGUUGCCUUAGAAACAGAGUGCAGCAGUAAACCUGUUUAGACUGUAAACCGGAUCAGUAUUCCUGUUUAUUGUCACUUCUUUACAGCUGCAUAGAGGCAGGCGUCAGAAAAAAAGUCCUAACUUGGGUGCUGUCGAGUUAAUACGCCAGUCCGUUCAUGAAUUUAUGCCUUUAAUUAAUGAUUCUUUUAAAUGAAAGCGGUUUAGUUUCUUGUCUGAUUUUAAUCCGUGGUUCUGCACAGACUUCAUGCUGGAGAAGUCUUCACAGUGCUUCUCAGACCAGGUCCAGGAAAUGAGCUGGAUCAGGCCCAGAUUUCAGGGUAUCGUCUAGCGGGUCUGAGAUCAGGGUUAGACUGGAUCGGGAUUAGAGAGUGAACAUUGGUGAGUGCAGGUUUUUGGAAGAUGGACUAAGCUGGAAGUGAGGAUGAGCCAACUCCAGACCAGAUCCUGUUCAUCUCCAGUUACUUUCAAACCAGGUCUCAAGUUAUACAAAAUAACAGACGGGCGUUUGGCUUCCCGUUGGAGCCGUGCAGCCCCCUUUCAGCUCGGGUCUAAACAAAGAUCUGGGCCUCGCGGUGACCUGCUGGUCGUAGUGUUUUACUCUGUUUGAUAAAUUUGUCAGAAUCGUUGCCGUCACCAUCUUUGUUUUCCCGCUGGACUCUUCCUGCUUCCUGUUUUUUGGGGAUUUGGAUUCAAUGGCUGAUUCUGGUUUAAAAUUAAUUUUGUUGAUGUUUUGUUUGGAUUCUCUCAUUAAUGAAUGUGAUUUAGAUGUUAAUGACCCCAAAAUGUGAAAGGCUCCUGUGUUUCCUGUUUGAUGUGUUUCUGGAAUCAGAGAAAACACAACAGCUUUAAUCCACAACAGAUUCGAUCUUUAUCAUCAGUCUUAUGAACAUUGUCAACAUUAUAUUUCAUUCUGAAUGUUAUUUAUUUUUGUGCACCGUGUUCAUGGUUUGAUUCAGGUCUGGGAGUCUGUGCUUGAACCACAUCCACAGUCUACACAGAAUCGCCUCAGGUCCUGGAUAGCAACCAUGGAGGCAGACAGUCGGUUUAGAAUAGAGCCUUUAUUGUCAUUGUACAUACACACAAUGAAAUGUGUCCUCUGCAUUUAACCGUCCUAAUUAGUUAGACUCAAUCCAACCACUAGGGGCAACGUGCAGCCAAAGUCCGGUGCCUGGAGGCCAACUCCAGAUGUAGAGACGCUGCCUUGGUCAGGGGCAGAGAAAGG